Messenger RNA from Gryllus bimaculatus (two-spotted cricket), 12156 nucleotides. The record is from the annotation of a GenBank genome assembly. Lineage: Eukaryota; Metazoa; Arthropoda; Insecta; Orthoptera; Gryllidae.
ACGCCGGCGCUGCUGUCGGCGGCGUGCGGCGCGGCGCUGGCGCUGGCGCUGCUGGCGCAGUUGGCGCCCGCCGCCGCCCACGUGGCGCUCACCUACCCGCCGGCGCGCCAACUCGACCUGGACUUCCUCGACAACUCGCGCACCAAGGGGCCCUGCGGCAUGCCGAAGGGUUCGAUCCGGACAACGCUGCUGGCUGGAUCCACGUUCAACGUGACCUGGCACUUAGCGUAUCCACACAGGGGAGGUUAUAAACUUCAAAUGUUGGAUUCCCUGGGACGGUCACUGUUCGACCUUACACCUGUUACAACUGCUUCCGAGUUUGUGCUUGGUGAUGUCACGGCACAGUCUUAUCCAGUGCGACUACCACCGAACUUUACAUGCAGUGAUUGUACCAUCCGCCUGAUGAGGCAGGCGUCUGAGUGGUCCAGCUCUUACCGCUUCUGGUCGUGCGCAGACGUCGAUGUGCGAAGAAAGUCAGAAUACAAGGAAAAUUGCAGUGGUCAUGGACGUUAUCUACUUGCCAAGUGUCUCUGUGACAGACUGUAUUAUGGACCUCGCUGCCAGUACCGAGAUGAAUGUUUGGCUGACAAAGACUGUAAUGAACAUGGGAAAUGCAUAGAUGUUCGUGCCACAUCUGCACCACGUAAACAAUGCUUCUGCAAUGUGGGAUGGUUUGGCCCUUCAUGUAGUCAGCGUUCUCCUAUCAAAUCUACACAGGUAGAUUAUUCUGCUUAUACAAAGCGCUCCUUGAGUGACACCUUCACUCUCUACUGGCGUAUCUUGCAUGAGAAGCAAGAGAUUGAAGUAGUCAUGGUAGCCAAUGGCACAAGUUAUGUAGGUUUAGGUUGGCGUCCACACUCCUUAAAUGCCACUUGUCGCAACUUUCCAAUGUUGUCUGAUCCUGUAGACACAUCACGAAGUUUGCCUGAUGCUAGUAAGGGAGAGCCAAGUGGUGUUCCAGAGCCAAGCAGUGAGCCUGAACCGAGCAGUGAGCCUGAACCAAGUAGUGAACCAGAACCCAGUAGUGAACCAGAACCUAGCAGUGAACCAGAGCCAAGUAGUGAGCCAGAACCUAGCAGUGAACCAGAGCCAAGUAGUGAGCCAGAACCUAGCAGUGAACCAGAGCCAAGCAGUGAGCCCGAACCAAGCAGUGAACCAGAACCAACAAGUGUAUUAAUACCUACAAGCACAUUAAAGCCAAGCAAAUCAGAACCAAGAAGCAGAAGUAAUUUGAUUAAAAAUUCUGAACCUACUGCAGCACCUGAACCCAGUAGUGAACCAGAACCAAGCACUGUACCUGAACCUAGUAGUGAGCCUGAGCCAAGUAGUGAACCAGAACCAAGCACUGUUCCUGAACCUAGUAGUGAGCCAGAGCCAAGUAGUGAACCAGAACCAAGUACUGUACCUGAACCAAAAUCUGAGCCUGAACCAAGCAGUGAGCCUGAACCAAGCAGUGAGCCUGAACCUAGUAGUGAACCUGAGCCAAGCAGUGAACCCACUCCAAGUGCUGAACCAGAGCCUACCAAUACACCACCACUUAGUACUGUAACAUCCCGAAGUGUUUCAACGAAGGCAGUCACUCAGAUACCCCGGACCACUAAGGCUCCUCAGAGUACUAACAAAGUUGUAUCAUCACGAGAAACAAAAACAUCUGAAAAACCACUACUUGAUGAUGCUGAGAUAGUGCAAACUAGUGUAUCUUACCAAGUCAGUACAAAGAAAGGUCGUGCAAAGAGACAGGCUGUGAAGAAAGACCAAUUUUCACCAUAUGCUCCCAAACAUGAUUUUAGCUCUAUGGAUUGUACUGACAUUGUUAUUGGUUCUGCCCGAGGUAUGACAAGUAGGAUAGGAGACUACUACACUCGAGACAGAUCUACUCCAAGAGUUGACACAUUUUGGGGUGGCAAAAGUGAUCUCACUGCAGCAAUGGGUUUUGAGGCUGAUGGUGUUACAACAAUUUUGUUCCGAAAGAAACUACAAGCAUCUGAACAAACUGAUCAUUCAAUUGAGAAAGAUAUAAUGCAUGUUAUAUGGGCCCAAGGACAGCAAACAAAUAAUUAUGUUCAUUUACCAAAGUCUGGAUUAGAAAAAGAUUCCGCAACAGUAAAAGACUUUUAUAGGGAUGAUGAACUUAAAUAUCAUGGACAUGGUGAACAGCGAGGGAAAACUGUAUUAAAUUUCUUUGAUGAAGCAAUUUAUCAGACACAGACAUCAGUUGUCCAAGAUACUUGUGGAGGUCAUUGGCAAACACCCCAGGAUUGUUCACCAGAUAAAUUUGAUUGUGAAUAUUAUGCAAAAUGGGAGCAUAUUCCAAAGACUGACGAUAUAUUAUUUACAAUUAAAACAAAACACACAACUACAUGGACUGGAAUAGGAUUUUCUAAUGAUACAAAGAUGUCCCAAUCUGAUGCCAUAUUGGGAUGGAUAGAUAAUUUGGGACUUUUCCUCAUGGAUGUGUGGAUAAAAGGUUAUAUUCAGCCAUCAUUAGAUAGUGAUCAAGGAAUAUUCAAUAAAACAGGAAGCCUUACUGAUGGCAUUACAACUCUUCAGUUCUCAAGAAAGAGGCUCUCUAAAGACAGAGAGGAUAUUUCAUUUGAAGAAGGUAAAUGUUUCUAUUUCAUUUUUCCUGUUCGUGGAGGAACAUACCAGAGAGUGAGUAAAAACAUUCGCAGACAUGAAGUUACACCAACUGUCUCAGCAGAACGAGUCUGUAUAAAACCAUGUCUUUAUGUGGAAGAUAAGAGACCAGAAACUCCUGUUCCAAUUAAUCCCCAAAUAUCACUCAAUAUGGAAGUAAAAUUGCUUAAUUUAGGCGAGAGUUUCCAAAUACCAGAUCAUGGGUCUCAAGAUUUUAAUGCAUUGGCAAAACAAAUAGAUAGCAGUUUUAGUAAUGCUUUGGAUAAACUACCUGGAUUUCAGAAAAUUGAAGUAGAACAAUUUAGAAAAGAAAGUGAUGGUGUUGUAGUAAAAAUGAAUAUGAAAUUGGAUAAAGCUCAGUUUGAGAAAGAACAACCUAUUGAUGAAACCUCUGUAAUUCUUGAAGAAGCUUUGAAAAACACAGUAUCAAGUGGAAAAGUUGGUAUUUUAGUAGUAGAUCCCAAGUAUCAUGUGGUGGAUGUACAAAAACUUACAGCUGAUAAAGCAGAUCCUUCAACAACUCAGACUAGUUCAUGGCUUUCUCCCAACAAACUAUAUGCUAUUCUUGGAUGUGUUGGAGCUCUAGUACUAAUAGCAAUUAUCCAAGCUCUAUGCACUGUCUACAGAUCUUUCAAAAACCCUAAGCCGUACCAUAAGGAUCAUUUGAUACCAAAUUCUGCAUGGAAAGAUUACUCAGCUGCCAAUACCAAUUAUGCCUUUGAAGCAUACGAGCCAGAAGAAAAAGCAGCCCCAGCAAGCAUGGGCAUUGGUUCCUCCACCACAUUGCCUAGCAAUGGGUCAUCACAAAGACCAUUAAGUUCAGAUCACAACAGACCAUUGGUAGCCCUUGAUCAUGGAGGUCAUUUUCCAGACAAACAGCUUGUCCAGCGCUCCAUGUACCCAAUGAGUGGACCUCCAGAACGUACAACAUAUUCCCUGCCUAGAAUGGUCCACCAAGCUCCUUCUCACCACAAUGGAUAUUAUACUCAAGAUAGAAACCGUGGGGGUCCACCUCGCCAUUCACAUGAACUUCAGCCUGAUUUCUACUUCAUGCCAUCACAGAGGAAAUACUCAGGAGAAGUAGUGAGAGUGUGGAGUGGUGAGGAAAGUAGUAUUAGUGAUGAACAUGUCCACGAAGAGUGCAAUGGAGGAAACCUAAGGCGUAAUGAGAACGGUUAUUCCGUCGUGGUGAAUUACAAUCAUGAUGAGAGUCUUGCCGUCACCCCUGUUUUUCCUAGCUUGUGCCAGAGUGUUGAUAUUCGAAAUUCAGUGGAUGCAUUUGAAAAAAGACUUCGUGGGUGCCGGGUGGUGGAAGGCUUCGUACAGAUUCUGCUCAUAGACCAUGCUGAUGAAACUCAUUUUGCUAAUCUAUCUUUCCCGGAACUACGGGAGAUAACAGGAUAUCUGUUAUUAUAUCGAGUAAAUGGCCUACGCACGCUUAGCAAUUUAUUCCCCAAUUUGGCUGUUAUUCGAGGCUACAUCUUAUUCCUCAAUUAUGCACUAGUUGCCUUUGAAAUGAUGCACCUGCAGGAGAUAGGGUUAUAUUCUUUGACUGACAUCACACGUGGUAGUGUACGUUUGGAAAAGAACCCUCAACUCUGUUAUGUUAAAACUAUUGACUGGGAAUUAAUUGCUGAUGAUGGAAAGGAAGGCAACUAUAUAAAGAAUAACCGAAGAGAGAAUGAGUGCCCUCCCUGUCCUAAUGGAGAUCAGUGUCCAAAGAAGGCUGGAGGAGGGCCCCUCUGUUGGAGCCAUCAGUACUGCCAAAAAGUUUGCUCAGGGUGUAAUGGCACUUGUGAUGAAGAAGGUAAUUGUUGCAGUGAAUACUGCCUGGGAGGUUGCAGUGUUCAGAAUAGAAAUGAUUGUUUUGUGUGCCGCAAUUUUGUGAUUGAUGGAAGCUGUGUGCGAAAAUGUCCCUCAGGUUAUUAUGAGGUAGAAGCUAGGGUCACUUUUCUUGGAUCAGGACUGCUUUUGCUGCUGACAGCAUCAUGCAACUGCGCGAAGUGCUCAACGCAACUGGCCGCUUGUCUGGCCAAUCAGCCAGCACAGCAGCAUGCAGCAAUUACCAGUCAAAAGGUCAGGGAGAGGCCUGUUACGGAGAUGGUGGUUGGACUGGGCAACAGCUCUCCACAUCCUCACCCCUAUCCUCACAGCUCUUGGUUACAAUCAUCUUACUAUUGUGAUGUUCUUGCUUGGGGUUUAGUUGUCAUAUUUAAAGGUGUGGGAUUAGUCUUGAAGCCAUUUUUAUUACUGUUAAAGUAUUUGAAUCGUCGUUGUGUGACAGAGCAAGAAUGCAGGGAUAUGAAAAUUCCUCUUGAGCUUGCUCUGGAAGAAGAACCUCAUUACUGGAAGCCUUUUAAUGGCUCUUUCCCUUCAAUGAACCCUACCUGUCUGUUGGAUUGCCCUGUGGGCUAUGCAGAAGUGCGUCAUGAUGGGCGUCUUCAUUGUGAACAUUGUAAAGGUCCCUGUCGAAAGGAGUGCCCCAGCGCCAGCGUUGACAGCAUUGCAUCAGCUCAACGUCUUCGUGGAUGUACUUACAUUAAGGGUUCUCUAGAGAUACAGAUCCGUGGAGGCAAGAGUAUGGUGAAAGAAUUGGUUGAAAAUUUAAACAUGAUUGAGGAAAUAGAAGGCUACUUAAAAAUAGUGCGUUCUUUUCCAUUGAUAUCUCUGAAUUUUCUUAAGAAACUCACCAUAAUUCAUGGAAAGACCUUGGAAAAUUCUAAGUACUCUUUCAUUGUGCUUGACAAUCAGAACUUACAAGAGUUAUGGGACUGGACGACUCGUGAAGAAAAGUUUGAAAUUCGCAAUGGAAGUUUAUUUUUCCAUUUCAAUCCAAAGUUAUGCUUUAACAAGAUAGAAAAAUUGAGACAAGUUGCUAAUUUAAGUGUUUUUGAUGAUCUAGAAGUUGCUCGAAAUUCAAAUGGAGAUAAAGUUGCAUGUAAUGUGACAGAACUGGCUGUUGAGAUUCAUAAAAUAUCAUCUAUGGCUGUUAUUAUUGGAUGGAAGUCAUUUGAUCACUAUGAUCCUCGCUCAUUGCUUGGCUAUGUUGUUUACUUCACAGAAGCUCCUCUCAGGAAUUUAACUCUUUAUGAUGGAAGAGAUGCUUGUGGGGGUGAUGGGUGGAGAGUAGAUGAUGUCCCAGUACCUCAGGACAGGACAGCAGAAAUCAAUCAUAUAUUGACUCGCUUGAACCCUUACACUCAGUAUGCCUUUUAUGUGAAGACCUACAGUAUUGCUAGUGAGAGCACAGGCGCACAAAGCAAAAUACAUUAUUUUACUACAAAACCUGACUAUCCAAGCCCACCCCAGCUACUUAAUGCGUAUGCUAAUUCUGAGAAUUCACUUACAAUCGAUUGGAAGCCACCCCUCAACCCAAAUGGAAAUGUCACUCACUAUAUUGUAACUGGCGUAAUGAGACCCAAUGAAGAUCAAAAAUAUGAAAGGAAUUAUUGCGAGGAUCCCCCACAAAAGCAAGAAUCGCAGCCAACCAUGGCUCCAUCGGUGGAGGAGCAAAAACAGCCAAGUACUGGUGAAUGUUGUACGUGCUUGGAUCAGGGUCAGGACAGUAGGACCAAUAUGGAAAGAGAAGUAGCUCAACAAAUUCAUUUUGAAGAUUCUUUACAUAACCAACUCUAUAUUAAAAGGCCAACAAGAUCAAAGCGGGAAAUACAAAGUAUUAUGUCUCAGAGUAUUCCAAGUAACUUUGAGAAAAUCAAAGACAGAAAUGGCAAAGAAAAUAUGCAUUUCAUUAACAAUAGGGAGAUGGAUUUUGGACGUGGAACUUCCUAUCAACCAGACGUUGGUUCAGGCCCAGAUUUUCGCAGAAGAGUCAAUGACACUAAAGUGCAAAUUCUUGAUCUUCAACAUUUUGCUGACUAUACAAUAACUGUUGAAGCAUGUCGUGAACUGCUCGAAGAAGAAGUGAAACAAAAUGUCACAUCAAAUUGCAGUUCCAAGAGUUUUGUCAGUGCAAGAACAUUUGCAUCUAAGACUGCUGAUCUUAUUAACUCAUCUUCAGUAGUCAUUGAAACUGUGAAUCAGACCGUCGGAUCUGUAAAAUUGAGAUGGGAAGAACCACUAAAACCAAAUGGAGAGAUUGUAACAUUUUUUAUCGAGUAUCGUCGUUUGGAAAGGGAGAAAACUGGAGGCAAUGCUGUUGUUAAAAGAUAUAAAACAGCAUCUGAUUGUAUACCCAGGAAGCAAUUUGUUGAAAACCAGCAUUCCUUCACUUUGGUUAAUUUGGCUCCUGGAAAUUACAGUGUGCGUGUUAAAGCUGUGUCUCUUGCAGGAUCAGGAUUUACCAACUACACUCAGUUUCGUUACUUCUACAUUAAGGAACCUCCAUCAGGUCCUGGCCUAGAAUUUGUAGUUGGAGCUCUGGUUGGAUUGUUCAUAAUAGGUGUUGUAAUCUGUGUGAUGGUUAUUUAUGUGCGCCGAAAAUAUGUGCCUGGAGUAUCCAAUAUGAAACUUAUAGCAUCUGUUAAUCCAGAAUACGUUCCCACAGUUUAUGUACCAGAUGAAUGGGAGGUCCCACGAAAGAAAAUUGAGCUAUUAAAAGAAUUAGGCCAAGGAUCUUUUGGAAUGGUGUAUGAAGGUAUUGGCCGAGAUAUAGUGGAAGGGCAGAGAGAAAUAAGAUGUGCUAUAAAGACUGUAAAUGAACAUGCUACUGAUCGUGAGCGAAGCGAGUUUCUGAACGAAGCAUCUGUUAUGAAGGCUUUCAACACUCACCAUGUUGUAAGACUUCUUGGUGUCGUCUCACAAGGACAACCAGUGCUAGUGAUCAUGGAACUAAUGGCCAAUGGAGAUCUGAAAACAUUCCUCCGUUCCCAUAGGCCUGACGUCAGUGAUGAUCCUGCUAAGCAACCACCAACUUUGAAGAGAAUUCUUCAGAUGGCAAUUGAAAUAGCAGAUGGCAUGGCGUACUUGUCUGCAAAGAAAUUUGUACAUCGUGACCUUGCUGCCAGAAAUUGUAUGGUUGCAGAAGAUCUCACUGUGAAAAUUGGUGAUUUUGGUAUGACGAGAGAUAUAUACGAGACUGAUUAUUACAGGAAAGGGACCAAAGGCCUUUUACCAGUUCGGUGGAUGGCACCAGAAAGUUUAAAAGAUGGUGUCUUCACUAGUAAUUCUGAUGUGUGGAGUUAUGGUCCCCACAAAAGCAAAGAUCGCAGGCCAACCAUGUCCAUCGGUGGAGGAGCAAAAACAGCCAAAAUUACUGUGAAUGUGUUACGUCUUGGUCAGUGUCAGGACAGUAGACCAAAUAUGGAAAGAGAAGUAGCUCAACAAAUUCAUUUGAAGAUUCUUUACAUAACCAACUCUAUAUUAAAAGGUUCAGGCCCAGAUUUUCCAGAAGAGUCAAUGACACUUAAAGGUCUUUCAAACGAUCAAGUUUUGCGCUAUGUCAUAGAUGGUGGAGUAAUGGAACGACCAGAGAACUGUCCAGACAGAUUGUAUGAGUUGAUGAGACUGUGUUGGCAAUAUAAACCUGGUGUGCGCCCAUCUUUCCUUGAUUUGGUGUCGCACCUACUCCCGGAUGUGUCUCCCGAAUUCAGUCGGGUGUCUUUUUAUCAUAGUGAGGAAGGUUGUGAACUUCGAAUGCACCAAGCAGCAGAACUUACUGUAGUGGGUGAUGAUCCAGCCACUCCAUUACGAGUCACAAGAGACAUUGAGGACUUUUCUCUUGGUGAUUCUGAUGUUGACGAACUAGAACUAGAUGUAGAAGGAGAUGAAGAGAGCCUUGAGGUAUCUCGAUCUGGAGCUAAUACAGGACCCUUUGCACUCUAUCAUACCAUGCCAUCUGCGUAUGGUUCAUCACGGCAAUCAGUAGGGGAGGAAACUCGAAAUGCAGCAACGCCCUGCACCAAUAGUGAACCCAAUAAAAUGGGUAAUGGCAGCACAGUGACCACUCCCACGGCAGCAAAUGGCUGGGUUGUAAACCACCCAGGUAAUGGUACAAGUAUUACAAGCUCAGCCAAUGCAGGCUCAGGUAUUAAAACAACCGAGUGUUGAUUACUAUGUGCAUGGUAAAAUUGUAUAACAAAAGCAGCUGCGGUUUUAGAUACUAUUUUUUAUAUGAACAGAAGCACUGAUCUUUACUGAUGAAUGUGUAAUGUUGACAUUUACUGCAGUGUAUGUAACAUUGCUUGAAGGCAGUAUUUCGAUAUUUUGUGUUUUAUGGUCUUAAAUUCUCCCGCUUCCAUAAUCUUGAUUGUGUAUUCUGAAAAUGGAAUAGUUAUAUUUUUGUGUAAAUGCAUAUCAAGAUAUGGUGUUAUGUAGUGAGAGCUAGCUUGUCAAAGCAGUAUAUUUUUGUCAUGAGACUGUCAGUUCCUUUCACUAGUCACAUAUAUUGUCAUUGGAGUGAGAGAGUGAGCAGAAUGUUGAAAAUGAUUGUGUUGUAGUAUUUUCCCCAGUUUAAUUGUGGUUUAUUCAGACUGAAGUAACUUGAGUAACUUCAUCACACUGCUUGUUUGGGGAAUAAUAGUGAGUAAUGGACCAUUUUAAGCAGGAUUUUAUGUAUAGAGAUUUUUUUUUUAAUUUUAUUUUUGGUAGGAAAGACUUGAGUCAAUAUCAAAAACCGAAUUUAAGUCAUUCCUAACAAAACACCAGGGAUAUUAAGUUUAUUUCUCUGUUGUAUCCUGCAGAAAGUUUUUUGUAUUGUGAUUGCUGUAUUAUUCUUAUCCUGUAUUAGGGAAUUCAAAGCAUCAAAAUUCUUGGAAUGAAUUUUCUUUUAGUCUCCAUCCUUUGCAAGUAUCAAAGGAGAUUUAUUUCUUCCUUCGUUCUUAUGGUGUCAUUGCUCAACUGCUGUUUUGGUAUUGGUUGAGAGAUCUGUUGAGAUGGGGACCAAUUAUAAUUUAUUUAUCAUUUUACUCAUAUCCAUUAAUUUUUGUGUCUUGACUUCUAUAUUUAAUACUUAUUUUCUAUGUCUUAUUGUAUUUUGUUUAUAUCUCUUUAAUAUCUAGUUUUCUGUUGAACUAUUGCAACUUUAUAAUGAUAAAUUUAUCGUUAUGAGCCGUGACUUUGAAAGCUUAAUGAUAUAAUAUUAUGUGAAAAUAUGUAAAUAUUAAUAUUUGUAGAAAACGUUUACAAUUAAAAGUAAUUUUUCAGGUUAACUGCAAAUCAGGUUACUAUAAGCCAUAGUCUAGCUCAGGCCAAUCUUUAAUCGAGUGAGUUCAUCAUUAUAAAUCAUGUAUUCUGUAAAUUUAACAGUAGUACUAAACAGUAAUCAGAUUACUGUGAUCAUUAUUUCAUUUAUUCAGUUUCUGUUGAUGCACUGAUAACUUGGAAGCAGGCGUAUAAAAUUUCUUCUCAUUAUAUGGUAUGUGUAGUUCAUAAACUGGAUAACUCUGUGAUGAAAUUGUGUCUGUUAAGAUAUUUUUGUGUUUGGUACUAGUGCGUUUAAUAUAUGUUAUGUGUUUUAUUUAUACGUAGUACAUAAGAGGAAAGAAAUAAGCACAUUUGGAAGUAAGAAAAGAAAUUUAAAUAGUGUUUUAUGCCAAGAAACACCAGGUUACCCAAUGAAAUUAUGUUCAGUAUAGUGACUAUAAAGUUAAGGAAUUUCUGAAUAAACCUUUUUAUUUAACUUGUGAAAUAUCAAAGAACUUUGUUCUAUUAAGGUCAGGAAUCAGAUCAUUGUAUUUCUUUUUUAAAUUGCUUAUUCUUGUGUGAGUUUUAAUCAUACAAAUAGUGAUAUACAAGUUGUAUGGUGAGUGACUCCCUUCUGAAAAUAAUGUUUCUUAUGAAAAAUUGUGCACUGGUUUGGUAAAUAUUCCCUCCAAUAGUUUAUUACCGAAUUAAUCACAAAGUAGUACAUAUAUUUUCUUACUGUAUUUUUUAUUUAUAGAUGGUCUCAGAUUAUAAUAUAAAUUUUACACAAUUGAAUGAGUGCAGUAGAAGUAGAGUUGUGUACAACUCCCAUCACUUCCAAUUAAUAGAUUGAUUCAUAUAGUUAUCUUUUUUGUUUGUUUUGUUUCUGAGACCAAUUCAAAUAAAUGUAUCAUUCUCAUUUUUGUUUGUUUCAUUUAAUUUUUGUAGAGUUAUUAAUUUUUAUUGGAGAUGUAAAAACUCCAUCUAAAUUGUUGAAUUUUAGUUGAAAUAAUGAUCAACUAAAAGCAGGUCCUCUAACAUUUUCCUCGCCACUUUUUCACUUGGCUGCCUAAGUACCCAUCUCUUGUGAGAUAAUUAUUUUACCAUAUGCAUUUUGUAAUAAGUUUUUUCAUCUUGAAUACGUCCAGACUGUGAUUGACAUGAGGAGGGUGGAACCUGUAAGAAAUGUAGUUUGUAUAAGUUGAGAGAAAAAAAAAUCAUCUGGAAGUUGGACCAAUGGGUUCUUUUAUAAUCUAAAAUGGGUUUGUUGAUCUUCCCCACAAUUUUCAGUAAAAUUUUAAUGAAUGUAUUAUUUUUAUAAUUGUUUGGCCAACUUUUAAUUAAUUUUUAAUCAAAUGGCUAAUGAAUUUUCAAGGGUAACAUAUAUGAAUGAUUUGUGCAUUUUUACUAUAUCGCAUUUAGUGUCUCAGUGAUAUCACCAGCUGAUAAAGAGUUGUGGAACUGUUGUUUACAAAACAUUUGUAAUCGACUUCUUUUCUCAAAUUAAAUUGUUUUCAUGAAGAAUUUAUUGUCUUUUUGGUAAGGCUUUCAUCUCUUUUCUUUAAAGUUGUUUUUGCACCAUGUUUUUAUACCUAAUCAGUUAAAAAUUUCAUUAUUUUGUGACAGCCAUCUAAUACAAUAUUCUAUUAAGUUCUGUUUUGUAGUUUCUUUAAGAAGAGAGAAUUAUGUUAAAUGGUAUUUUUAAUUUUUUUAGUAUCAUUGUAUUUCUUUCACAGAAUAUCAGAUAUUUCUGUCAUGCUAUUUGUAGAGUAAUCAUUGUUAUGUGCUUUCUAAAUUCUCUCUAAGUCUAUAAACAAUUUCCAUCUCAGGAGAUUGUGCAAUGUACUAAUUUAAUAUGGAACAAAAUUCAUAUAAAUUAUACUUCAAUUUUAAAUCAUUUGCUUUUACAAAACUAGUAUGUAGGCAUUUCCACAACUUUAACACAGUUGGGGGGGGAAACUGGAUUUUUUAAUGUAUUUAUUGUACUAAAGAUGGACAUCAAUGAUUAAUCCAACAAUUGAUUUUCUUGAAGCCCCUGAAUAAAUAUUUCAAUUGUGCUUACUUCCAGCUAUCAACACAAGUUGAUAACAAUGAUACAAUGGUAAAUCUUGCAGAUUGUUUCAUUUUGUCCUUCUCUUGAUUAUUUCCAGAUGUACUUACAUUAUGGAAGUCCUAUUUAAAUUUUUGCAUUUUAAUGCAACUGAGUUGAAGGUCCACAGUUUUCCUUGGGAGAUAAUUUACUUUAUGUAAUGUGAUUGAUUUUUUUAUAUAGGCAAAGCCAAGUAUUUUCAAGCUUUAAACAGUUUGAAUUAAUCAUGUUAUGCAUCUUAAAACAACUAGCUCAGUUAUGCAUGCGUGUUUUGCAAUGAUUUAACAAAAUUGGCCAUGUACCUUUUUUCAUCGCUCACAUAAUACAUGGUAGAAAUCAGUAAAUUUUUA